Messenger RNA from Penicillium verrucosum, 3141 nucleotides. Its product is annotated as putative beta-galactosidase. Lineage: Eukaryota; Fungi; Ascomycota; Eurotiomycetes; Eurotiales; Aspergillaceae. The transcript is spliced from 4 exons. Gene Ontology annotation, cellular component: beta-galactosidase complex. The record is from RefSeq and is a predicted model, not a curated record. Bases 1 to 3141 code for a protein of 1046 amino acids. Gene Ontology annotation, biological process: lactose catabolic process. Gene Ontology annotation, molecular function: beta-galactosidase activity; carbohydrate binding.
AUGAGCUCUCCGGCCAAACAGCUGGCCUUGCAGGCCGAUCCCGAACGGCCCGAUUUCAUGAACCCCGCGGUCUUUCGCCGAAAUACCCUUCCCGCGCGUUCUUACCACAUUCCUAGCACAUCUCUGCUUCUCAAUGGAGCCUGGGAGUUCAACAUGUCCCGGUCACCACCGGAGGCACCGGAGCCUAGCGAGGAUAUCUCCGCCGAGGCCUGGUCGAGCAUCAAUGUGCCAGGUCAUUGGCAGUUGCAGGGUUGGGGAAAGCCAAAUUAUACAAACACACAGUUCCCUAUCCCUGUGUGCCCCCCAUAUGUACCAACCGAGAACCCAACGGGGACAUACCGUCGGAAGUUUCAAGUGCCAUCCGAGUGGAAAACCAACAACACAGAGAUUCGUUUGCGAUUCGACGGUGUCGAUAGCGCGUACCACAUUUGGGUGAACAAGGCCUUGGUCGGGUAUGCGCAGGGGAGCAGAAACGCCUCUGAAUUCGACGUCACAUCGUUUUUGCAGGACGGUGACAAUGAAGUCUUUGUGCGGGUGUAUCAGUGGUCAGACGCUACCUAUAUCGAAGACCAGGAUCAGUGGUGGCUCUCUGGCAUUUUCCGAGAUGUCACUUUGAUUGCAUUGCCAGCCGACGACCGCUUGAAUGACUGGUUUAUCCGCACUGAACUCGAUUCAGAGUACAGAAAUGCGACGCUUCUCGCAACAAUUGACUACCAAGUCUCCGAGCCAAGCGCUGUUGUGCUCAAUUUGAUUGACCCGGUGCACGGCAGCAGGAGCGUCAUUGCUUCCACCGAGUGUAUUGUGGAGCCAGCAACAUCUACAGUGGAAUUAAGCUUGCCUGUUGCCAACCCCAAGAAAUGGAGUGCCGAGCAGCCGUAUCUGUAUGAGGUGGAGAUGCUCUUGACACCUCGCGGAUCCAACAAGCCAUUCACUAUCACACAGCGCAUUGGCUUCCGCAAAGUCGAGCGCAAGGGUGGUCUCAUCACCGUCAACGGAAAGGCCAUUCAGCUUCGGGGAGUCAACCGACACGACCACCACCCGUUGUUGGGUCGUGCCGUGCCGCUGGACUUCAUGCGCAGAGAUCUACUUCUCAUGAAAGCCCACAACCCAUUAUCCCCCGAUCCUCGGCUUCUCGACAUGGCCGACGAGCUGGGCUUGUGGGUUAUGGAUGAAGCUGAUCUUGAAUGUCAUGGCUUCUAUGAUGCUGUCUCACGCCCAAUGGACAUCGAUGAAUCUCUUGGCUACGAGGAGCGCAAGGGGUUGACAUUCCCGCAGUGUGGUGCUCAUACAUCAGACAACCCCUUCUGGCGCGAAGCGUACGUGGAUCGAGUUCAAUCAAUGAUUCAACGAGACAAGAACCAUGCUAGUGUUAUUAUCUGGUCCAUGGGAAAUGAGUCUUUCUUUGGCACAUGUCACCGGUCCAUGGUAGAGUAUGCCCGCGCUUUCGACAGCACUCGCUUGAUUCACUACGAGGGAGACAUGCCUGCGGAGACCACUGACAUGUUCAGCUACAUGUACCCGGAGAUCGACCGGCUGCGAUCCUUGGCAGCCAACGAGGGUGUUUCGAGUAAUGGCGAGUUUGAGAAACCUAUCAUUCUCUGCGAAUACGGUCAUGCCAUGGGCAACGGACCCGGCCUCCUUACGGAAUACGAGAAAUGCUUUGACGAGAUCCCGCGUCUCCAGGGUGGUUUCAUCUGGGAAUGGGCCAAUCAUGGGUUAUACGUUGAAGGAAACAGCAAGAAAGACGGCUUUUAUGCCUACGGUGGUGACUUCGAUGACUAUCCGAACGAUGGAACAUUCGUGAUGGAUGGUCUCCUGAACAGUGCCCAUCAGCCUCUACCGGGCCUGUUGGAGCUAAAGAGAGUCUAUGAGCCAGUCAAGCUGGAAGUCUGUGGACAGCGCUUGGCCCUGAAGAACCGGUACAACUUUUUGGACCUGAAUCAUCUCCAAGCUUCAUACAAGCUUGAAGCAUUUGACAAGGAAACAAAAACCUUGGCAACUGGAUCGCUAGACCUGCCCAUUGUGCCCGCUGGGCAAUCUGCUGAAAUUUCUCUCCCGGAAGAGCUAUUCCAACACAACGUCCACCCCGCCUACUUGACCAUUACCCUUGAGCAGCGAGGAAAGGUCGAAUGGGAUGAGGGAACUUAUGCCGUUGCUUGGACACAAGCUUUGGUAUCACAGCCAACCGAGCAAGGGCUAGUCAAUGGCUUGGGCUCUGCUCAGAGCGCUCUCUCAACAAACUCCACCAAGACAACUAUAUCUGUCAGCGGAGCCAACUGGUCCUUUGAGUUCGAUCGCAUACGCGGACAUCUCAGGAAAUGGACACACAACUCCAGAUCUAUUCUCGAGCCGAGUCCCGACACAGGGCUUGCUAUGGUACCUGGUUUCUGGCGUCCUCCGACAGAUAACGACGUACCUCAGGCAGCGCCGUAUUGGAAGCGAUUCGGUGUGAACUGCCUCACAAACCAAUUCCGUUCUCUCAACGGAUCAACACUGGAGGAUGGGAGUGUCUGCAUCGAAAGUGAGACAUUCAUCUCGCCUCCGGUUCUUUCUUGGGGAUGGAAAUGUCUUGCGCGUUAUACCAUCAAGCCCAACGGCUCAUUAUCCAUCACCAUGAACUUGCAACCCACGGGUGCCGCACCGUCAACUGUUCCACGGGUUGGUCUCAAUCUUCGUGCAAACUCUGAUCUGCAGGCGGCACGUUGGCUUGGACUUGGUCCUGGAGAAUCGUACCCGGACAAGAAGAUUGCGCAGAAGUUUGGUUUGUGGAAUGUUGAUGACAUUGCGUCCUUGCAGACGGUGUAUGACAUUCCACAGGAGAAUGGAAACCGCAUGGAUACUGCCUGGGUAGAAAUUCUCGCUCCCAAUGGCACGGGCUUCCGUGCAAGCCCUCAAAAAAGUACAGUGGUGAAUGGGGGAACGGGAAGCCUGAGCUGGACAGCUAGCCAGUACUCUGAUGAGACUGUUGAGGCGGCACGACACACUUGUGAUCUCGUAAAAGAUGAUGCCGUAUUUGUGAGGUUGGAUGACCACGUCGCAGGCGUAGGAAGUGCGGCCUGUGGCCCCGGAGUCAUGGAUGAGCAUCUAGUUAAGGUGCAGGAUCUCACCUUUGGUAUGGUAUUGGAGCCUAUAUCUUCGUGA